CGCCGAGCAGAGCAGCCCUGGGUGUUCAGGGGCCAAGAUGGCGGCGCGCCGGGGACUGAGAGAAGGAAUCGCGCCGCCCCCGGGUGGGGGCCCCAGGCCAGGACCAGGCGGUGGAGUCCGCGGCAGCGGUUGGGGGAGUCGGAGCCAAACGCCGUGUGGGACCGUGGGCGCUGCGAGCAGCGGGGAGCAGGUACGGCUGCAUGAGGAGGGAGAUGAUUCUGGCUUUGUCAGUCUGUCUCGACUGGCCCCGUCUCUGAGGGACAAGGACCCGGAGAUGGAGGAGCUGAUCCUACAGGAUGAGACGCUGCUAGAGACCAUGCAGAGCUAUAUGGAUGCCUCCCUUAUCUCUCUUAUUGAGGAUUUUGGGAGCCUAGGAGAGAGCAGGUUAUCUCUGGAGGACCAGAAUGAAGUGUCACUGCUCACAGCCCUGACGGAGAUCUUAGACAAUGCAGAUUCCGAGAACCUGUCUCCGUUUGACAGCAUUCCUGACUCAGAGCUGCUUGUGUCGCCUCGGGAAGGCUCCUCUCUACACAAGUUGCUCACCCUCUCUCGGACACCUCCAGAACGUGACCUCAUCACCCCAGUUGACACAUUGGGACCCACGACAGGAAGUAGCAGAGUUGAGAUGUCUCUUGCAGACCCCCCUUGGGAUUUCUCACCACCCUCCUUCUUGGAGACUUCGUCUCCCAAGCUUCCUAGCUGGAGACCCCCAAGAUCACGAUCCCGUUGGGGCCAGUCCUCUUCUCCCCAGCAACGUAGUGAUGGAGAAGAAGAGGAAGAGGUGGCUGGCUUCAGCAGCCAGUUGCUUGGUGGGGAGCUCGACAACUCUGUGAGCAGCAUCCCAGACUUCCCCAUGCACCUGGCUUGCCCUGAGGAAGAAGAUAAGGCAGCAGCAGAAGACUUGGCAGUGCCAGCAGCUGGCGAUGAGAGCAUCUCCUGUCUGAGUGAGCUGGUGCGUGCCAUGCACCCGUAUUGCCUGCCCAGCCUCACCCACCUGACAUCACUCGAGCAUCCAGAUGACUUGACACUGCCUGAGGAUUGUGUGGUGCUGGAGAUAGUAGGCCAGGCAGCCACAGCUGGCGAUGACCUGGAGAUCCCAGUUGUGGUACGGCAGAUCCCUACCAGACCUCAACCUGUGCUCCUGGAUAACUCAUUAGAGGCUAGUCCAGCCUUGCAGCUGCUCAUGCCCACACUGGAGUCAGAGACGGAGGCUGCUGUGCCCAAGGAAGCCCUCUGCCCUAAGAAAGAGGCAUUGUUCCUGGACACAGAGGAAAAGCUGGGAUCAGCUUGCUUGUUGGAACCCAGGGAGGUCAUGGAGCCAGUUGUGCCCAAGGAACCUCAGAACACACCUGCCAAUGCAGUGCUGGGUUCUCAUAGAGCUCGAAAGGGCAGAAAGAAGAAAAGCAAGGAGGAGCCAGUAGCCUGUGUGGAAAGCUAUGCCAGGAGGCUGAGGUCAUCCUCUCGUGGUCAGCCCACUGUGGCCACGGAGGCCACCUCUCAGGUGGGCACCUUGCAGAAGCAGCCCCAGGAGGAACUUAAAAGAGAUAUUGGGCCUCCUCGGGGCAGGGGCAAGCCCCGAGCCUGGGCACGGGCCUGGGCAGCUGCAUUGGAGAAGCCCAGCUCUGAGAACUUGGAGAGUGGUGCUGGACAAACUAGCACUGCUAAGGAAGGACCUCUAGACCUCUACCCCAAGCUGGCUGACACCAUCCAAGCUGACCCUGUUCUACCUCCUCUCUCUUUGGUUGACUCUGCUCAAGCCGACCCCAUGCCAGUUGACUCUGUUGAGGCUGAUUCCACUGCUGUUCCUCCUGUUGUAGCUGACCCUCCACCUAUUGACCCUGCAUUGGUUGAACUUGCCUCAGCCAGUUCAGAGCUGGUUGACUCUCUUCCAUCUGACCCAGUGCUGACUGACCCAGUCAUGGCCAACUCAGCAGCAAUUGACCCUACAGUAGUUCUUCCCACCUCAGAUGACUUGCCACUGGUUGACAAUGUGCCAACCAGCCCAGUGCCAGUUGACCUAGCACCUGUUGACCCUUUACCUGAUGACCUGGCUCCAGUUGAACCUGUGCUAGUUAAGCCCAGGCCAACUGAUCCCAGACGUGGUGCAGCAGCAUCAGCCCAAGGGAGUCCAGCCCCCCACCUCCUCCUUGAGUCAGAGUCCUCGGAACCACCAAAGACCAUUAUCCCUGAAGUCAAGGAGGUUGUGGGUCCUGUGAAGAUGGAAGGUGGUACCAGUGCCACAACCCAAGAAGCCAGACCUCGGCCUCUCAGCUUAUCUGAGUACCGACGCCGAAGGCAGCAACGUCAAGCAGAGGCAGAAGAGAGGAAUCCUCAGCCUCCAGCUGGGAAGUGGCCCAGUCUCCCAGAGACCCCCACAGGGCUGGCGGACAUCCCUUGUCUUGUCAUUCCACCAGCACCAGCCAAAAAGACAGCUCUGCAGAGAAGCUCUGAAGCUCUCCAUGAGGCUACCCCUGAGGCUUGUUUUGGGACUAUGGGUCCCAGCCCUGCUUCUCCUAGUCCUGAGCCACCGUCAAGCAAACCUGUGGCCUCAACUCCCACUGAGCAGGUGCCAUCCCAAGAGAUGCCACUGCUGGCGAGGCCUCCACCUCCUACUGUGCAGUCCAUGUCCCCUGUUGGGCCCAUUCCUCCCGCAAUGCCCACUGCUCCGCCUUUUCCCCCAGGUGGAAUGGGCAUACCCCCUAUGUUGCCCCUUCCCCCAAGUGGGCAAGGGGUUCCCAGCCUGCCCCUACCAUCCUUGCAGCCUCCUAGUCUUCCAGUGUCUAUGGGGCCAGUGCCACCUGAACCCUAUACUCACUAUGCCCCUGUGCCACCCUGGCCUUGUUAUCCCUCUGUGUCCCCAUCUGUCUAUCCUUGCCUCCCUCCACCACCAACAGUGCCCCUAGUGUCUGGUACUCCUGGCGCCUAUGCUGUGUCCCCUACUUGCAAUGUGCCUUGGGUACCCCCUCCUACCCUAGUCCCACCUUACAGUUCCAGCUGUUCCUAUGGGCCCUUGGGAUGGGGCCCAGGGCUGCAAAACCCUCCAUUCUGGCCAACUGUGCCCCCACCUCCUUUGCCUACAGCCUCUGUUGGGAGAGUUGUUCCCCCGCCCAAGAUGGAGCCCAGUAGCAUCCCAACUGGCCCUCCUGAAAGUGUACUUCCUGUGCCAAUGGCUCCUCCCCUCAAUCUGGGGCCUACUGGCCAUGGAGCUCCACAGACGGAGCCCACCAAUGUAGAGGUCAAGCCAAUGCCUACAUCUCCCCAUCUGAAACACAAGGUGGCUUCCCCGGUUCAAAGCCCCCAAAAUAAGGCUCCCCACUGUCUGCCUGGUGAGGGUGUAGCUGUUGAGCCUGUGUCAGAGAGGCUAAAGCCUGAGAUGCAGGAAACCAGGCCUAGGGAGAAGCCUUCCUCUCCUGUUGCUAAGUCUGUGCCCACACCAAGGCAGAGCAAUGGCCCCAAGCUGCCUGCAGUCCACCCAGCCCGUCUAAGGAAGCUGUCCUUCUUGCCUACCCCACGUACUCAGGCCCCUGAGGAUGUGGUACAGGCUUUCAUCAGUGAGAUUGGGAUUGAGGCGUCGGACCUGUCCAGUCUGCUGGAGCAGUUUGAGAAAUCAGAAGCCAAAAAGGAGUGCCCUCCCCCGGCUCCUGCUGACAGCUUGGCUGUAGGAAACUCAGGCAGCGUUGACACUCCCCAGGAGAAGAGGCCCCUAGACCGGUUACAAGCCCCAGAACUGGCCAACGUGGCAGGGCUCACCCCUCCAGCUACCCCUCCCCACCAGUUAUGGAAGCCCCUGGCUGCUGUCUCACUGCUGGCCAAAGCCAAAUCUAAGUCCACCGCCCAGGAGGGAACCCUCAAGCCUGAAGGAAUUGCAGAGGUCAAACAUCCAGCUGCAGCCCGCCACCAAGAAGGGGUCCAUGGCCCUAGUCCUGUCCAUGUGGGCUCUGGGGACCAUGACUAUUGUGUCCGGAGCAGGACCCCCCCAAAAAAGAUGCCUGCCCUAGUCAUUCCAGAGGUGGGCUCCCGAUGGAACGUCAAGCGCCAUCAGGACAUCACCAUCAAGCCCGUCUUGUCCUUGGGCCCAGCUGCUCCACUGCCCCCACCCACAGCUGCCUCCCAGGAGCCACUUGAUCACAGGACUAGCAGUGAGCAGGCAGAACUCCCAGCCCCUUGCCUUGCCCCAUCCACCUUGCUGUCCCCUGAGGCCUCACCCUGCCGGAAUGCCACGAACACUAGGACUCCCCCUGAAUCCUCAGCCAAGCAGCGGUCAAUGCGCUGUUACCGAAAAGCCUGCAGAUCAGCCAGUCCCCCAAGCCGGGGCUGGCAGGGCCGCCGUGGCUGCAGCAGCCGUUCUGUCAGCUCUGGGUCCAACGGGACCAGCGAAGCAUCCUCUUCAUCCUCAUCGUCGUCUUCCUCAUCCCGGUCCCGGUCCCGGUCCCUCUCCCCCCCACACAAGAGGUGGCGCAGAUCCAGCUGCAGUUCCUCUGGACGUUCCCGAAGAUGCUCUUCCUCAUCAUCGUCUUCCUCUGCAUCUUCCUCAUCCUCCUCAUCCAGUUCCCGCAGCCGUUCCCGCUCUCCAUCCCCUCACCGGAGAAGCGACAGGAGGCGGCGGUACAGUUCUUAUCGUUCGCAUGACCAUUACCAAAGGCAGAGAGUGCUGCAGAAGGAGCGUGCAAUAGAAGAGAGAAGGGUGGUCUUCAUUGGGAAGAUACCUGGCCGCAUGACUCGGUCAGAGCUGAAACAGAGGUUCUCUGUUUUUGGAGAGAUUGAGGAGUGCACCAUUCACUUCCGUGUCCAAGGUGACAACUAUGGCUUCGUCACUUACCGCUAUGCUGAGGAGGCAUUUGCAGCCAUUGAGAGUGGCCACAAGUUGCGCCAGGCAGAUGAGCAGCCCUUUGACCUCUGCUUUGGGGGCCGCAGGCAGUUCUGCAAGAGGAGCUAUUCGGAUCUUGACUCCAACCGGGAAGACUUUGACCCUGCCCCUGUAAAGAGCAAAUUUGAUUCACUUGACUUUGACACAUUGUUGAAACAGGCCCAGAAGAACCUCCGGAGGUAACCCUGGCCCUUUCUCCCCUUUUUCCUUUGGAGGUGCCCAACCUCCUCCACCCCACCUCCCCUACUCUAGGGGAGAGAGCUGCUAGUGAGGAGAUGACUGUUUUAUAAAGAAAUGGAAAAAAAGUGAAAUAAAAAAUGUGUAAAACCAGAUUUUUAAAAAGGGGUAUUUGUUUUUUGUAACAGUUAUUGAAACAAGUUAACUUGCAUUCCUAUGUAAGAUGGGUGGGGCUGAGGGGUUCCCCCAGUAUUCAGAACAUCUAAGUCACUAUGCAGACUAAUAAAAAUGAACUAGAGAAAACCACAAGUGCUUUUGUGCU
Messenger RNA from Choloepus didactylus (southern two-toed sloth), 5366 nucleotides. It is a transcript of the gene PPRC1, whose product is annotated as PPARG related coactivator 1. Gene Ontology annotation, biological process: positive regulation of transcription by RNA polymerase II. NCBI's taxonomy places the organism in Eukaryota, Metazoa, Chordata, Mammalia, Pilosa, Megalonychidae. Gene Ontology annotation, cellular component: nucleus. The record is from RefSeq and is a predicted model, not a curated record. Bases 38 to 5050 code for a protein of 1670 amino acids. Gene Ontology annotation, molecular function: transcription factor binding; RNA binding. The transcript is spliced from 14 exons.